AAGUGAGGUGAGAGUGAUGUCCCUUUCAUUGUGAUCUUCAAAGGAGAAUGUCCAACUAGUAGCUCGGCCUUCAGGUGAGGAGCUGCUCAAGAUGUUCAGUGAUAUGUAUAUAUAAUUAUGAGAGAUGAAAAUUUCAAGUGACUCCUGAAACCAUGGCGACAAAAAGUGAGAAUGGACUUGAAAGAGGUUUUAACCGAAGGCGGGCAGAUUCCUGUGAGACACCCGUCAAUGACAAAUUGUAUGAUAACCACAAAGAUAAAGACAAUGCUGCAGAGACAGCUCCACUGUUAGGAAACUCAGACCUUCCCCAUGAAGAUGCAACAGCCAGACAGACAGGAACUCGAUACUUCGUCUUUCGUUGUUUUGUUCUGUUUUCAGGAGUGGGCUUGUUAGUUGUGGCUUUUACCAUUCUGCAAUUAGGGGUUCUAAAUCAGUAUGUGUAUUUUGCAUAUCACAAGAAAUACUUCCCAAACAUUUCAUACAAUUCCAGAGAAAUGCAAAAGUCAUACUGCAAUAACAGUGUCAACGCGUCAUCGGGGACAGAGGAAGAAUUACGAAACAAGAUCCAAAUUUUAGCUUCCCAGUUCAUGAUCUACACAUCACUAGCCUUAUUCAUACCUCCCAUAUUUGGAGUUUUCUUUUUAUCUACACUAAGUGACACAUAUGGAAGGAAACCUUUCAUUGUUAUUCCAGUUUUUGGAGCUGUAGUCAGAAGUGCAUUAUUUGUAGUGGGGAUACACUACGAGUUAGAGCUGUACUGGUUCAUUGUUUUCCUCCUGGUGGAGGGUGUGACUGGGGGAUUAUACUGUCAGGUCACGGUGUCUCUCUCCUAUGUAGCCGACAUCACCAAGAGCGGAGACAAGCGGAUUCUCCUCCUCGUGGUCUUGGAGAUCAUCGCAGGAUUUGGGGCACUACUUGGAACACUUUCUUCUGGCUACCUCAUCCGAGCCUUUGGCUUUGAAGUACCAGCCAUCAUCUCAACAUUGUGCGUCCUGUUGGCUCUUCUUUUAUUUGGAUUUUUCUUGCCAGAAUCUCUACCUCCUGAGUUCAAAUCCAGAUCUAAAAAUAUAAACAUCUGUGAUAAAUUAAAAGGAGUGUGGGAAUUUUACACUAGUGAUAAGUAUGGGAAAGGAACUCAAUGGAGAUAUGUGUUUUCUCUUUUGAUUCUCAUAUGUGUCCAACUUGGAGUACUAGGACGUUCAAACGUAGAAACUUUAUAUCAGCUUAAUAAACCAUUUUGUUGGAGUUCGGUACUCCUCGGGUGGUUUAUGGGUAUCCGGAUCACGUCUUCGUACAUUCUUGGUGCUUUACUAAUCCGUAUUCUUCAGUGUUGUGUAUCAGUAGAAUUUAUAGCACUGGUAGGAGCUUCUUCACAUAUGGUUGCAUUCAUUCUGGAGGCCAUUGCUGAUGAAAGUUUUGAAUUGUUUCUUGUUCCUGUUGUUGGUUUUGGCUCUGCAAUGAUAGCACCUCUCAUGAAGGGAUUCAUGUCAAAAAUGACACCAGCAGACAAACAAGGGACACUGUUUGCUGGAGUUGGUAUGUCUGAUACCUUCUGCUCAAUAGUAGGGACCACCCUCAGUAACGCUGUAUAUAGCGCCACAGUCACAGACAUGAGGGGGAUUGUGUUUCUUAUGUUUGCUGGGAUAAGUGCUGUGGCAGUGAUAUUAAUAAUAGUCCUUUGGAUAGCUGGGAGAGUGGGAGGGGGGACAACCACUGGAUAUGAAGAGGAAACAGAAAUCAUCUUUAAACCCGAAGAAGACUAAAUAUUUUGUUUGUAUAUACUUCCUAUUUUUAGUAAAAAAUUAAUUUCUUUUUCAUUAUGCUAACAUUUAUCCAAGAGAAUUUAAAUUAUAUCACUCUUUUAUUGUUUAUAUAUUGAGAUAUAUUUGGAUAUAUUAUAUUUUUUCAGUCAGUCAUUUCAUGUACAAUGUAUAUCUGUCCAGCUUUAUAUCUGUUCCUUACAAGUUCACUCUCUGUCAAAAUUUGAUAUAAAUUCAGGAAAUUGUGCUGAUGUAUCUUAGAAUGAAAUAAUUUUUAUUUUUUACUAGUCGUCAUACAGAUAUAAAUGCUGUAGUCCUCCUUUAUUUUAAUGAACCAGACAUAUUUCUCAGUAAAUCAGACCAGUUUCCCCUGCAUUUUCUUUUUAAGGAAAGAUGUGGGAGAGAAACAUGAGAAUAUUUUAUACACCUCAGUGCAUGUCCAGUUUGAAAGGGUUGGCCAAAUAAUGAAAGAAUUUUAGCAUGUCAACAUAAAUGAUUGGCAUUUAAUGGGAAAUAACUCUUGCUUUAUUUUUUUUAAUGAAAAUAAAAUAACUAAGAAAGAUUUAAACAUUUUUUUUAAAUUUGUCUUUGUAAAUAUUCAUAUUCAUGGUUUUCAUCAGCAAUAAUGUGAUAAUAUUCAGUGAAUGUAUUGAUAUUGAAGUAUAUUCAUGACAUCAUCACGGUGUAUAAGAGUUAGGUUAAUUAUGACAUUACGUACCCCUUUGGGGCCAGGGUGGUUUCACAGUAUGGAGUCUGAAUUCUUGAUGUAAAUAAAGAGGGGCAUUUUUUAAAUAUUCUGGAGAACAAUAGGGCAAAGAAGUCUCAUGAGACCAUAAGCCACAUGGCCAGCGGGUCUCUUGUUUAUUCUUUUUAAUAUGUACAUGUAUAGUUUUUUAGCUCACCUGAGCCGAAGGCUCAAGUGAGCUUUUCUGAUCACAUUUUGUCCGUCGUCUGUCCCUCCGUCCGUCUGUCUGUAAACUUUUCACAUUUUUGACUUCUUCUCAAGAACCACUGGGCCAAUUUUGACCAAACUUGGUACAAAGCAUCCUUGGAUGAAGGGGAAUUUAAAUUAUUAAAAUGAAGGGACAUAUCCCCUCGCAAGGGGAGAUAAUCAAGAAAAGACAAAAAUAGGGUUGGGUCAUUAAAAAAUCUUCUUCUCAAGAACCACUGGGCCAGUAAAGCUGAAACUUAUGUGGAAGCAUCCUGGGGUAGUGUAGAUUCUAAAUUAUACAAAUCAUGACCCCCGGUGGAAGGGCGGGGCCACAAUGGGGAAUCAAAGUUUUACAUAAAAAUAUAAAGGAAAAAUCUUUGAAAAUCUUCUUCUCAAGAACCACUGGGCCAGAAAAGCUGAAACUUAUGUGGAAGCAUCUUAGCGUAGUGUAGAUUCUAAAUUGUUCAAAUCAUGACCCCCGGGGGUUGGGCGGGGCCACAAUUGGAAAUCAAAGUUUUACAUAGAAAUAUAAAGGAAAAAUCUUUGAAAAUCUUCUUCUCAAGAACCACUGGGCCAGAAAAGCUGAAACUUAUG
This is a messenger RNA of Saccostrea cuccullata (small rock oyster), 3285 nucleotides long. Its product is annotated as proton-coupled folate transporter-like. Gene Ontology annotation, molecular function: transmembrane transporter activity. Bases 153 to 1763 code for a protein of 536 amino acids. The transcript is spliced from 6 exons. Gene Ontology annotation, biological process: transmembrane transport. Gene Ontology annotation, cellular component: membrane. The record is from RefSeq and is a predicted model, not a curated record. NCBI's taxonomy places the organism in Eukaryota, Metazoa, Mollusca, Bivalvia, Ostreida, Ostreidae.